Condylura cristata (star-nosed mole) is the source of this 615-nucleotide messenger RNA. It is a transcript of the gene VXN, whose product is annotated as chromosome unknown open reading frame, human C8orf46. The transcript is spliced from 6 exons. Gene Ontology annotation, biological process: neuron differentiation; neurogenesis. Lineage: Eukaryota; Metazoa; Chordata; Mammalia; Eulipotyphla; Talpidae. The record is from RefSeq and is a predicted model, not a curated record. The coding region runs from base 1 to 615 and encodes 204 amino acids.
AUGAUGCAUCAGAUUUACAGCUGCAGUGACGAGAAUAUAGAAGUUUUCACUACGGUGAUUCCUUCCAAGGUGUCCAGUCCAGGCAGAAGAAGAGUCAAAAGUUCUCAACACAUCUUGACCAAAAAUGUGGUGAUCGAGUCGGACCUCUAUGCCCCCAGACCCCUGGAGCUGCUGCCCCACCGCAGGGACCGCAGUGACUGUGAGGCCCGCAGGCCCAGCAGGGUCCAGAACACACGGCAGCAGGGACCACACCAGGCAAAAGUCCCCACCAGAUCUGUGGGGACUACUGAACCCAAAUCAUCAAAUCUGUGUGGGAAUCGAGCAUAUGGAAAAUCUUUGAUUCCUCCUGUUGCCCGGAUCUCAGUGAAAGCUCCUGCCCUCCAGGAGGCGGCAGCCACAGGCUCAGAGAAUGGACCAGUCCUGACAAGAGGAUCCAGACAUCUCAAGAAGAUGACAGAAGACUAUCCAACACUUCCCCAAGGAGCAGAAGCCUCCCUUCCGCUGACAGGGAGUGCCCCCUGCGGUGUCCCCAGCAUCCUCCGGAAAAUGUGGACAAGGCACAAGAAAAAGUCAGAAUAUGUGGGAGCUACCAACAGCGCCUUUGAGGCCGACUAA